UUAAGUUCUUUAUUAAAUAGAAAUAUUACUGUUGAAUUUUGCUGGGUUCCGGGACAUUCAGGAAUUUUUGGUAACGAACUUGUAGAUAAGCUUGCCAAAUCUACAGAAAAUAUCCAAGUUUGUGAUUUAAAAGUACCUCAAUCCGAUUUAGUACCUUUUGUUAAAGAUCUUAUGAUUAGACGGUGGAACAACUUGUGGUCUAAAUCCAAAGAAGUCAAAGGGAAAUGGCUAGCUGAAAUAGUCCUGGCACCUAGCACCAAGUCGUGGUUUGAAUACCAAAGAAAAUAUGUAGAAAGGGCAUUUAUUACAACUAUGUGUAGAUUGCGCAUUGGUCAUGCUCGUUUUCCUGCACAUCUUUUCAGAUUAAAGCUAAGCGAUUCUGCUGUUUGUGCACAUUGUAAUUUUAAUGUAUGUGAUCUCGAACAUAUAUUUUUCCAUUGUCCUUUAUUUAAUUUACAAAGGCUAUUGUUUGUUGCCAUGUGUCUGGAUACAGGUUUGCGAGUUCUGCCAAGCUCCGUUCAGGGCCUUUUGAAAUAUCAACAAUUAUAUCCUGUAAUCUAUGAAUUUGUUCUUCACACUAUUGGCAGUCUGUAAAUGAUU
Molecule: messenger RNA, 600 nt
Organism: Cydia strobilella
Lineage: Eukaryota; Metazoa; Arthropoda; Insecta; Lepidoptera; Tortricidae
Exons: 1
Molecular function (GO): nucleic acid binding; RNA-DNA hybrid ribonuclease activity
Source: RefSeq, a predicted model, not a curated record